AUGGAUCCGCUGAAACUUUUAGUCUGUGUGUGUUUUCUUUUGACAGGCCUGUCAACUCCCAGUGAGACAAUAUGUUCCGGAGAGUCCUAUGAAUAUAACACGAGUCUGACUAUUUGUUACUGGCUAGUGCUAACUGAACAAUCUGCCCAGGCGUCAGAAGAACAAUGUAUUGAUGAAGGUGGUAACCUGGCUUACGUGCCUAACCAAUCUGCCCUUGACACUAUCAACACCCUCAGGACCAAUGCAGGGUAUCAGUAUACCCCGGAGUUUUACAUAGGAUACAAAGAAUACGGAUCUACCGUAUAUGUGUGGGACACAAACAUAGAACAGAACUUUAAGCCCUGGGCGUCAGGACAGCCGACCAGUAAUACGAAUGAAUGUAUCACCGUGUACAAUAUUGAUGGUACGUGGUGGGACGAAAAAUGCACUACGAAUUACAAGGCGGUUUGUUCGGAUUUCGGUCCAAGGACAGGUAAGUCUACAACACCGCAACCGACGACGACAACCACUACAACACAGCAACCGACGACGACAACCACUACAACACCGCAACCGACGACGACAACCACUACAACACCGCAACUGACGACUACAACCACAACAACACCGCAACCAACGACGACGACAACAACAAUGCCGACGACUACACAACAAAAUUGUAUUCCAUGCUCUUGCUACACAAACACGACGCACAACAAGACAGUCGAGGAGUUUCGUGAGGAAGUGAGAAAGACAUUGCUUGUCGAUACAUCGACAUUGUCAUCCUCUAUCAGAAAAAAAACAAGUGCUUCAGAUCCACGCCCAUCAGCUGCAGCAGUCGGAUACCUCGGCGUCGUUCUUAUGACGGUCGUGUUUGGCGGUAUACUCCUAAUGGACGCUGGCAAUAUCAUUCGUUGCGGUAAAGCGAUCGUAAAGUUAACAAAAAAGUUGCUGGCAUGA
Molecule: messenger RNA, 939 nt
Organism: Ylistrum balloti
Lineage: Eukaryota; Metazoa; Mollusca; Bivalvia; Pectinida; Pectinidae
Product: integumentary mucin C.1-like
Exons: 4
Coding region: 1-939 (312 amino acids)
Source: RefSeq, a predicted model, not a curated record